UUUCAAAUUCCAACUCGCUUGAAAUUGCAGCCCUAAUUUCUACCCACCCUUAUCGAGGAGGCUCCUACCGAGUGGCCACUUUCGUUGCACCCCUACAGAGUCAUGGCAGACGCGAUGGACGUCGACGCGCCUGAAAUGGCGCACAAUGAGGCGCCCACGUGUCCACCGCAUUCCGCGGCGCCAAUCGCGGACGCUUUGCCAUCUCCGCAAGCAACGGCGACGGAGCAAUUAGAGGAAGAUGUGCAAGCGAAAGGAGGUCACGAGCUCGAGAUUUCGAAUCGCAGCAGGAAAGACGACCUAGUAGUGUCCCUAACGCGGCGCGGGGAGCAAGGAACGCAGCGAUUGGUGGAAGCCGCGGAAGGGGUGCUGUCCACGCUAAACCUAGUCAUGUGCAAUGGUGCCUUCUGGGAAGCUUCCUCGGAAACUGCAGGCAGCAGUGCACACGGUGAGCAGCAGCAGCAGCAGCAGGCCUCGGGAUUGCCGCCGGACGCUGCAGCAGCAGCCAUAGAAAUGGCGCACCUUCGUUAUAAGAACAUCUCGUCGGAGCUCCGGUCGCUUCUGCUGAGGCUGCAGGAAGAGACAGAGAAGGCCGGCCGGUCGGAGGACGAAAGGGAAGAAAACCAAGGGGGGGAGAAGCAAAGGGCGAGCCUUGGCCCUGAAUCAGAGUCUGCUGCACCUGAUACCGCACCUGACCGUGCAGCACCUGAAGCAGCACCUGGAAAUGCACCUGAGGCACCACCUGAACCAUCUGCAGAUGCAGCUCCCCCGUCUGCGGAGGAGUUGACCAAGCGAGCAGCGACCCUGAGAAAGCACAUCCGGCGGUGCAACGUGCGGCUGAGAGCAGCCAUGGAGGCGUUGAGAGGGAUGCUGGACGAUGUCACUAUGUUCCAAGCACCCCAGCUGCUGCUGCUCUCGCAGUCUUAGGUUGAUGUAGCCUGUAAUGUGUAACCAAUGUGCAUGUCGGAUCGGAUGAUGUCUCUCUCUUCCAAUCACCCCAGCUGCUGCUGCUCUCGCAGUCUUAGGUUGAUGUAGCCUGUAAUGAGUAACCAAUGUGCCUGUUGGAUGAUGUCUCUCUCUUCCAGGCACCCCAGCUGCUGCUGCUCUUGCAGUCUUAGAAUGAAGAACCAUUUUAGCAUGUGGCGUCUAACUAACCAACAUGUAGAUUGGAUCGGAUUGGAUUGGAUUGGAUCGUAUUGGAUCGGAUUGGAUAACA
Messenger RNA from Closterium sp. NIES-67, 1213 nucleotides. The record is from the annotation of a GenBank genome assembly. Lineage: Eukaryota; Viridiplantae; Streptophyta; Zygnematophyceae; Desmidiales; Closteriaceae.